AUGGCUAGCGAAAAUGAUACACACAUUCACAUUGGCGGAAGAAAAUCACAGUUGGCAAUAAUACAGUCAGAAAUUGUUAAAGGAUACAUUGAAUCCAAGUUUCCUCAUCUUAAAUGUUCUAUUUUGGCUUUGAGCACUUUGGGUGACAAAGCACAAAGCAAACCAUUGUAUUCAUUUGGAGGAAAGGCCCUUUGGACGAAAGAAUUGGAAGUCUUGCUCUUAGGAGCAGUUGAUGAAUUUCCCCAGUUAGAUUUGGUGGUUCAUUCUUUAAAAGACAUGCCUACAAAUUUACCGGACGAGUUUGAAUUAGGGUGUAUUUUAGAUCGAAAAGAUCCUAGGGAUGCGCUAAUUAUGAAGCAACAUUCAAAAUAUAAAACCUUAGACGACUUGCCAGCAGGCUCAAUCGUAGGGACUUCUUCAGUCAGAAGGUCAGCACAACUCAUGAAAAACUUUCCUGAGUUGAGGUUUGAUUCUGUAAGAGGGAACAUACAAACGAGGUUAAGAAAACUUGAUGAUCCACAAUCACCGUUUGAAUGUCUUAUAUUAGCUGCUGCUGGAUUGGAUAGGGCUGGAUUAGGGAAUAGAAUAAGUUCUUAUUUGGAUGCGCCUGGAAUGUAUCAUGCUGUUGGCCAGGGUGCUUUGGGUGUUGAGAUCACCAAAAAUAAUCAAAAAAUGCUUCUGAUCUUAAAAGAACUUGAAGACAUGCCUACGACAUAUUCUUGUCUUGCAGAGAGAUCGUUAAUGAGAUACUUGGAAGGUGGAUGUUCCGUUCCGAUUGGUGUACACACAAGUUAUAACAAAGAGACAAACGUCCUCACAUUUAAAGGUAUUGUUGUUAGUCCUGACGGAAGAGAAAGCGUUGAAGAUGAAAUUUCUGAUGUCGUAACGAACAAAGAGGCAGCAAAUGCACUAGGUAUAGAGCUUGGUAAACUUCUUAUUGCCAAAGGUGCUAAGAGCAUAUUAGCGUCUAUCAAUUUUGAAAAAAUUAACCAAGCACCCGUCGUUCCACAAGUCACCAUCAAUACGGAAUAA
Molecule: messenger RNA, 1032 nt
Organism: Priceomyces carsonii
Lineage: Eukaryota; Fungi; Ascomycota; Pichiomycetes; Serinales; Debaryomycetaceae
Gene: HEM3
Product: hydroxymethylbilane synthase
Exons: 1
Coding region: 1-1032 (343 amino acids)
Biological process (GO): heme biosynthetic process
Cellular component (GO): cytoplasm
Molecular function (GO): hydroxymethylbilane synthase activity
Source: RefSeq, a predicted model, not a curated record